Messenger RNA from Aspergillus steynii IBT 23096, 1497 nucleotides. Its product is annotated as serine incorporator domain-containing protein. The transcript has 3 exons. The record is from RefSeq and is a predicted model, not a curated record. Lineage: Eukaryota; Fungi; Ascomycota; Eurotiomycetes; Eurotiales; Aspergillaceae. Gene Ontology annotation, cellular component: membrane. The coding region runs from base 175 to 1371 and encodes 398 amino acids.
UCAUGCUGCGGCGCAGCAACUUGCUCGGCAGUAUGUAGCGCCUGUGGGAAAUUUCAAAAUAGUAUGGCGACGAGGAUUGCCUACGCCUUCAUCCUUCUCAUCAAUUCAAUCAUAUCUUGGAUAAUGCUUACGCCCUUCGCGCUCAAAAAACUGCAACACCUGACUUUGGAUUAUAUGGAAAUUCGGUGCGACGGUAAAGAAUGUACAGGUUGGGUGGCUGUUCAUCGCAUCAACUUCGCGCUUGGUCUGUUCCAUCUCAUUCUUGCAGUCUGGCUGCUUGGUGUGAAGUCGUCCAAAGAGGGCCGUGCGUCUCUCCAGAACGGCUUCUGGGGUCCGAAGAUUGUCCUGUGGAUCGCUUUUGUGGUCAUGUCAUUCUUCAUUCCCGAGCCUUUCUUCUUCAUUUACGGUCAUUACAUCGCCUUCAUCUGUGCGAUGCUGUUCCUUUUGCUAGGACUUAUUCUCCUUGUCGACCUGGCACAUUCAUGGGCGGAGCUAUGUCUGCAGAAGAUCGACGACAAUGACUCGAGGGUUUGGCGGGGCCUGCUUAUUGGAUCCACCGUGGGCAUGUACCUAGCAUCGAUCGUGAUGACGAUCUUGAUGUAUAUCUUCUUUGCUCGCAGCGGAUGCACCAUGAACCAGGUUGCCAUCAGUAUUAACUUGGUGGUUUUCCUGAUAAUUUCCGUUGUUUCCGUUCAGCCCGUGGUUCAAGAGUCCAAUCCCAGAGCAGGGUUGGCUCAAGCGGCUAUGGUAACCGUCUAUUGCACGUAUCUGACUAUGUCGGCUGUUUCGAUGGAGCCGGAUGACAACCAAUGCAACCCUCUAAUUCGGGCCCGAGGCACGAGAACCGCUACUAUUGUCCUGGGUGCGAUUGCCACCAUGGCCACAAUUGCGUACACCACUACCCGCGCAGCUACCCAAGGCAUUGCGCUAGGAUCCAAAGGCGGACACAACUACUCGCAACUUGGUAUGGAUGAUAAUGAGCAUGGCCUUGUAACCCAGCAGCCCAUCAGUCGUCGUGAGAUGCGGGCAGAUGCUCUCCGUGCAGCCGUUGCCAGUGGUAGCUUGCCCGCCAGCGCACUGGACGAAGACAGCGAUGACGAGUCUGACUACGACGAGACUAAGGACGACGAGAGAAGCUCAACACAGUACAACUACUCGCUUUUCCACAUCAUCUUUUUCCUGGCAACUACGUGGGUAGCUACCCUUCUGACGCAAAACCUGGACCCCGAUUCCAUCGAUGACUUUGCUCCGGUAGGCCGGACUUACUGGGCCAGUUGGGUGAAGAUCAUCAGCGCGUGGGUUUGCUACGCUAUUUACUUGUGGACUUUGAUCGCCCCCGUUGUCCUUCCCGAUCGCUUCGACACCUAUUGAACGAGAUGUGCUGUGCAUUCAUUUCGCCUUUCUGGCUUUCGUGUCUUUUCAGCGGAGUAUGGCGUUUGAGCGGUGCUUGACAAUUCUCUGAAUGUCCACUGUAUAUUGGUCUCUCUUUUGGCACAG